CAAACCCAUCGAAUAGCCAAAGAGAAAUUACCCCUGCUUGCUGUUCAAGGGAUUUGUUUUUAUUUUGUAGCCGAGUCCUCAGCUGAUGUUUUCGGUCUUGCCUCUAUUUGUUUAAAAGUGCGUUAGCAGUAAAUCAAGGUGCAUUUCCCCUGUAGGGUUUCCUGUAUGUCAAAGCCAUGUUAAUUCUCUUUGAUUUUCUUCCCCUAGCCCCAGCCAUUGCUGCAGAUCCUUCCUCUCUUUGUCCCUUUGGACAUCAAAGGCUCGCGAGGGGACAGCCCUGGCGGGAAGCUCCUCCCUGCUCAUUAUCCUCCAUAAAACAGGAACUCACCUUGGCUAGCUGUGCUUGGAGCCCCAUCCUCAUCCCGCUCACUCUUGACACUGGAUCUCAGAAGGAAGGGCCUGUGCUUGCUCCAGGAAAUCAGACCUGCUUUGGAACUGGACUAUUUUGGCUCCCCUUGUAAGAACUCUGGUGGCUCCCUUGGCCCUGCAAGCUCCUCGAGGUCACAGUACAUGGAAAAAUGCAAGCUUUACCAGACGUGAAAGCGCCGUGUGAGGCCCUUCCUUCCCCCAGCCUGGAGCCCUUCCCACAGAGCUCCAUCGUGGUCACCCUCGAGGACAUGGGGCUCUGGAUGAAGUUUCACCAGAUAGGAACUGAGAUGAUCAUCACCAAAUCUGGCAGACGAAUGUUUCCUCAAUGCAAAAUCAAAGUCUCUGGCUUAAUCCCAUAUGCCAAGUACCUCAUGCUGGUAGAUUUUGUGCCGAUGGAUAACUUCAGGUACAAGUGGAAUAAAGAUCAGUGGGAAGUUGCUGGAAAAGCAGAGCCCCAGCUCCCUUGUCGCACCUAUGUCCACCCAGAUUCCCCAGCUCCUGGCAGCCACUGGAUGAAAGAACCUGUCUCCUUCCAAAAACUGAAGCUCACUAACAACACUCUGGAUCAACAUGGGCAUAUCAUCCUGCACUCCAUGCACCGCUACAAGCCGCGCUUCCACAUCGUGCAGGCAGAUGACCUCUUCAGUGUCCGCUGGAGCAUCUUCCAGGUGUUCAGCUUCCCUGAGACUGUCUUCACUUCUGUCACUGCCUACCAGAACGAGCAGAUUACAAAGCUCAAGAUUGACAACAAUCCAUUUGCUAAAGGUUUCCGUGAACAUGGGAAGAACACUCGAAGGGAAGGACGAGCCAAAUGCCAGAAGCCCAGUCCAGCCAAGAGCCAGAAGAGGAAGCUGCCUGAGGAAAAGGAGCCUGCUGCUGAGGAACGUGAUUUUGAGAAGGAUGAGAAUGUAGAUGUGAAGGAAGAGAGUAACCCUGUGGUGGUGAGCAGUGGAUAUCCCUUCUGGGGCUCGGAGCAGAACAGCAGCCAGGCCUUCCCUGCAGCCUCACCAGUGCCUGCUGAGCAGAGGGAGGGUCUGGCCAGAGAGCAGCAAGUGCCAACGCCGUCCUACCAGACAUAUCGGUUCCACGAAGCUGGGGACAGCCAGCAGCUUCCCAGCCGCGAUGCCGCCACCUUGAACGAUUUCCGGGCGAGGUGCCACGCCUUGGAUCUCGCCAUGGUGCCCGAGCACGACUCCAGACAGCUCCCAGAGGGCUUCACCAACCUGCCCCCCCUGCCCCCACCUCUGCCUCCUCCCCAGGACUACACAGGAGUGGUGAACAUGGCUCUGGACUCGGUGGGGAAAGCCGGGGCCCGCGCGCCCGUGUACAGUCCCUAUGGCAGCGAGCAGGGCCUGGGCCAGUGGGUGGUGCCUCCCCACAGCCAGUACAGGGCAAUGAGCUACUCAGCCUUCUCCACGGAGUACAACACACAAGGAACUCCAGGACAUGCCCAUGGCACCAUGGCAGAGUGGAGCCAGUACCCUCUGUUCCCCUACGCCUGCUGGUGAAUGGGGAGGACCUUUCCCAGUGAAAAAACUGAAAGAAAAUUGUAAAUGAGAUUGAGUCUGCUCUGGGGUGUUGGACUUGUGAAGCUUUGCCUACACUAGGCAGAGGUAUUUGCUGCAAGCAGUAGCAUGGGACACCUUCACUUCCUUGUCUCCUUGCACGACAGCCCUCACCAUAUUUCACAAGCAGUGGUUAAACUGGUGGCUGCCCCAGCCGUGUCAUUGUGGGUCAGGCUCAAUGUGUUCUGCAGUGGCUUUUUUCCCAGCAGGAGUAGGAAACCACAGGUCUGCAAGAACAGUAUUUAAAGAGCUGCUGAACUCACAGUCACAGUGUUGGUACCUCGUUUUUGGCAGUUUCCAACAUCCCUUCCUCCUGGGACUUGGUGCAAGGAGAUAGGGGCUGCGGACUUCCAGUAAGCCAUCCACGUGGCCAAAGGGCUGUAGAACAUAGUGCAAAGAUGAGGAAAGCAAGCAAUCCUGGUGAAUGUUGAGCAGCUUCCUCAAUUAGUUUAGUCAAAGUAAUGCUAAAGUCUCACCGUUCUUCCAGCAGCAGAUAAGAGUCAAAUGCACAGCAAAGUGUGUCUGGAGCACAGCGGUGGGUCGUGCAGGCAGGGGAGAGUUUGUUCCAUGCAGAAGUAGCAGCAAGGCUGUGUGUGGUGUCUUCCUGUUCCCGUGUCCAUCCCUCCUCUGUCAGCCCUAGAUUCAAGGUCAGUGACACGCUCUUCAUUCUGUGGAGGUGGAGGGGGUUGUUCAUGGAAUUGGGGGGGCUCCUCUGGGGCUUUCCCAGGUUGUCAGAAGCAGGGCCAUGAACAGCAGUGCUGCUGUGUCACUCCAGCCUCUGCCUUUAGAGGGAGAGGAAAUUUUCCACUGUGAGCUUACUCCUUCUCGUGCUCCUUGCUACCCCUGGAGAAUAUAAUUUAUAGUUGUGGUUCCUGCUGCUCUGUGAGUGUGUGAAGUCAUCUCACUGCUGUUUGGGAGCCUGUAGGGAUCUGUCCAUGUUCAGUUAUCAGAGUGGUUCCAGCUCCCUCCUCUCUGGUCCCAUCCUGAGCGGGAGCAGCCUGUGCACUGCCAUGCAGGCAGGGAUUCUUCUCCCUGGUAGAAGGGGGAGGCCUCCCUGUUUGCCCAAGGCAGAUGGCCCUGGCACUGGGGACCUGGUGAGACAGACUCAUUGCUUCUCAGGGAGGAUAGACAUGUUGCUAGGUGUUAUUUAGGGAAUGUUUUCGUGUCACACUAAUAGCUGCCGUGUGCCUGCUGCCAUCAGUAGGCACUGAGGUGUCAUUUAGCCUGUGUGCCAGAUGGUUUUCUGAGUGCACACACGUGUAAGAGUUUGUGUGUGUGUGUGUAGCAAGAUGUCUCUGAGCAGACCUGGGAAGGUUUGUGCCCACAGACCCCUGUGCAGGGACACUGGGAAAGGCUGUGCACCAAGUUCUUGGUUCACUGUGCAUCUGCAUAGCAUAGGGAUGUUGAGCCAUGUUGUUAUUGUUAAAAUUACUGUGAAAAAUAGCCUGCAAAUCUGUGGACUCAGCUACAAUGACUGUUUCCUUAUUUAAAUUGUAUAUCGUGAACUGCUUUUGUACCAUGAUUAUGAUAUGUACAGAGCAGCUGAGUACUUCCCCUGGGCUUCCCAGGAUUUGAGGAUAUGCAGCAUUGAAAUAAAGGUCAGACUUUGCCACAGUACCGUGUACACAAUGCCCUGUAAGCCUCCCCUCUGAUGGCACCCUGGCCAGUAGUGAUUUGUACCUGCUGUGCAUGAUACACACGUCUGGAUAUGAGCAAUUCACAAAGAGAUCUGGCUGGGGAAACAAAAUGUGGAGCAGGUUCUUUUUUAUGCCAAAAUAUCAUGAUUUCCUGCUAUCCAAAUGCCAGCUGUGUGAAGGCAGGUCAGCUGUAAAAGGCUCUCUCUGGCCAUUAGUAUGUCCUUCACAUCUUGGAAAUAAGAUGGGCAGAAUGUCUGGGGAGGUGAGUGAGCACCAUGUGCAGGGACCCGAGGGGGAAUGCAUUCCCUACAGGCUACCUGGCUGGAUCUCUUUCUUUAUCUUUGUAGCUGGGAGGUGUUUCCCUGUCACAGAGCACUAAUAAGGAUGAAAAGCUGCAGUGAGCAUGAGUAACAGAGCUGGGCAGCACUGGGGAAUUCCUGUGAAAACAGGAGUGCAAUGCUGUUUCUUUCAAACCUUUGGGUAGCAGUACAGGUGCUGCUGCCCCCGGGGCCUGCAGUAGAGCUGGUUUGGCAGACAGCUCUGCACUGGGGUAAAAGACUCAGCUUUGUGCCUAGGACGAGCCAUCAAUUACUCAUCAGCCUUCUGUUGCAACAGGACUGCUUGCCCUUCUCCAGUGAAUCAUCCAGCUUGCUGGAGAAGUACCUAUCCUUUCUCUCUGAUUAGAGACUGUGCUCGGCUUGUUUGGGAAGCCUUUGGAGAUUUUGCCUGUAGGUGUGCUCUGGACUCUGCUCCCGCCCCCUCCCUUUGCAGUUCCCACUGGCUUGUUUUCUUCAGCUGUGGCAUUUAAAGUCUGUAGGAGCUCGACUGAAAUGCUGGUUUUGCACGCAUGUGAGAUAAUGUAAUGCCUCUGACAGCUUCA
This is a messenger RNA of Ficedula albicollis (Collared flycatcher), 4451 nucleotides long. Its product is annotated as T-box-containing protein TBX6L. The transcript is spliced from 9 exons. Gene Ontology annotation, biological process: cell fate specification; positive regulation of DNA-templated transcription; regulation of transcription by RNA polymerase II. Lineage: Eukaryota; Metazoa; Chordata; Aves; Passeriformes; Muscicapidae. Gene Ontology annotation, molecular function: RNA polymerase II cis-regulatory region sequence-specific DNA binding; DNA-binding transcription factor activity, RNA polymerase II-specific. The coding region runs from base 519 to 1877 and encodes 452 amino acids. Gene Ontology annotation, cellular component: nucleus. The record is from RefSeq and is a predicted model, not a curated record.